Acanthocheilonema viteae is the source of this 2091-nucleotide messenger RNA. The record is from the annotation of a GenBank genome assembly. NCBI's taxonomy places the organism in Eukaryota, Metazoa, Nematoda, Chromadorea, Rhabditida, Onchocercidae.
AUGGGACGUAUGAAUGUAUCAGUGAUUCGUUAUAUGGAACAGGAACAUUUCCGGGUCCUUAUUGCGGUUGAAAUGGGGAUGAAGAAUCAUGAAUUGGUUCCUUUGGAAUUGAUUGGAUCAAUUGCUAGAAUACACCGCGGUGCUGUUUUACGUACUCUUACUGAUUUAGCAAAGCAUAACGCUGUUGCACAUGAACGUGGGAAACACUAUGAUGGUUAUCGUUUAACGACACUUGGUUAUGAUAUUCUUGCUUUGAAAGCUCUCAGUGCUCGGGAAGUAGUUGGAGCGGUUGGUAAUCAAAUAGGUAUUGGCAAAGAAUCUGAUGUUUUUGUUGGUGGUGAUCCGAAGCUUAAUGACCUGGUGUUGAAAUUCCAUAGGUUGGGAAGGACGUCAUUUCGGAAGUUGAAAGAAAAAAGGGAUUAUCACAAAAAGCGAAAAUCGUGCUCUUGGCUUUAUCUUUCCAGUCUAGCUGCAGCAAAAGAGUUCGCAUUCCUGAAAGCACUACACAGUCAUAAUUUCCCACUUCCAAAGCCAAUCGAUAGAUGUCGUCAUGUGGUUGUUAUGGAUUUAAUCAACGGUACAACACUUUAUCAUGUGCAACAAGUAAACGAUGCUGAAGGACUGUAUGAAAAACUGAUGAACAUUAUCGUACGUUUAGCGCGUUAUGGGCUUAUACAUGGUGAUUUCAAUGAAUUCAAUAUUAUGUUAACUGAAGAAGAGGAACCAAUAUUAAUCGAUUUGCCACAAAUGAUCAGUGUGGAUCAUCCAAACGCGCAAUUUUACUUUGAUAGGGACGUAGAUUGUGUCCGGACUUUUUUUAGAAGGCGGUUUAAUUACGAAAGCGAAUUGUACCCGAAGUUCGAGGCAAUGACGAGGAAAUACAAUCUUGAUGUGGAAGUGAGUGCUAGCGGGUUUACUCCUCGCAUGUCAAAAGUUUAUAACAAGGCUGUGGAAAAAGUGCAGGAAGAUGACUACUCUUCAAACUCUUCAACUGUCGUAGAUGAAGAUAGUAGUAUCGAAGACUCAUCUGAUUAUCAGACUGACGUCGAUGAAUCGAGUAAAAAUAUGCUCAAUAACGAUUGUAAUAAUAGGCUUAAGGAAUGGAUAAAGAAUGCUCAGAAUGAAUUGGAAAAGAUGAAUAUUAAUGAUUGUCAACCGUUGGAUGAAUGUUUGCAUCACACGGAUGAAAUUCGAGUGGUUACAACUGAUUUCACUGGAAGUUUUUCAAGGCUUAAAAACAAUUUAUUACAUGAUGAACGAAUCGAGAGAUUGCUUGAAAAUAGGGUGACAACGAAAUCUCUUUUUAGCGUGGGGUCAACAAUAGCACCAGAGGUAGUCCGGAAGCGCGUUGCUGCAGAAAUGAAGGCAAAGCAAAAGAAACCUUUACGAGUGAAAGGAAAAGCCAACGCAUUAACGUCUAUUGGAAAAUCCAUGGAGAAAGGUUCAAAAUCGUCAAGAAUUUCAAUUCCGGAUGACACUGAGUUCAAAUUAGAGUCAUUCAUGCUUCCAAAUUGUUACUACGGUGACCUGAAAUCAGUAUUGAUACCAAAAGGUCUCAUUAGUGAUCGAAUCAAAUGUCUUGCACGAGAAAUAUUCCACGUUAUCGGUGAUGAACCGUUGGUAAUACUCUGUAUUCUGAAAGGUUCAUUUCGAUUUUUUACGGAAUUAGUUGAGGAGCUAACAUAUGUUCGGAUGUCCUGCAAGCAUCCGGUGGAGGUGGAAUUCAUCCGAGUUAAGAGUUAUACGAAUUCGGAACGUUCUGAAACGUUAGAAAUGAUUGGUCUUUUGAAUGCAAAGCAACUGGAAAAUAAGAAUGUUGUGGUCGUAGAAGACAUAGUGGAUAGUGGCGUAACGAUGUCACAACUUCUAAAAAUGUUGGAAAAAAUGGGUGUGAAACAAAAAUGGACCGCGAUUUUACUGUCUAAGAGACGUGGAAGAGAAUUUAAGGUGCAAGAAGAUUUCGUUGCCUUCGACAUACCGAAUAAAUUCGUUGUGGGUUUUGGACUGGACUAUAAUCAGAAGUUCCGGGAUUUGGGACAUAUAUGUGUAAUGAGCGAAGCAGGCAUUGAAAAAUAUAAAGUGACAGAAUAG